AAUGGUCAUUAAACAAACUGUUUUGUUUUUACAAUUUGAUAAUGUAUUUUAAUAUUCGCACAAGUACCUGUGAAAUAAUUCAGAGGUGCUGGCUUAAAAUAAGAUAUAGAAGUAAUAUUGAUUACAAAACUUAAAUAAAAUAAGAAAUGGGUUUUGAUGUCAAUCGAUUCCAAGGUCCUGUUGAUGAAGAGCUUAUUUGUCCAAUUUGCUCUGGUGUCUUACAAGAUCCUGUACAGGCACCGGAUUGCGAACAUGCAUUUUGUAGACUUUGUAUGAACGAGUGGAUUAAUCGACAGCCAACGUGUCCGUUAGAUCGCACUCCAAUAACAGCGGCACAAUUAUUACCGGCACCAAGAAUUUUACGAAAUUUAUUGUCCAGAUUACGAAUAAAGUGUGAUAACUUUGUUCAUGGUUGUCAGCAAGAUAUUAAAUUGGAUGCACUAAUGGCACAUUUGGAAGAAUGUGAAUAUAAUCCAAAAAGACCGAUAACUUGUGAACAAGGAUGUAGUUUAAUUAUUCCUAAGGAUGAAAUGAAGAAUCAUAAUUGCGUGAGGGAAUUGAGAAAUUUAAUUCAAUCACAGCAUCAGAAUGUAACGGAAAUGAGAAGGGAAUUAAGUGAACAACAAUUUCAACUUAAUGAACAAAAGAGAGAAAUUCAUUUGUUAAAAGACUUUAUGAGAGCUAUGAGGGUGUCAAAUCCGAUAAUGCGAGAUAUUGCGGAACAAAUGGAAAGAGACGAAGUAGCUAGGUGGUCUGCAACAUUGCCGAGAGCAAGAGUGACUCGGUGGGGGGGAAUGAUAUCCACUCCCGAUGAACUCCUACAGACAAUGAUAAAAAGAACCUUGUCAGAGUACAAUUGCCCACCCCAUGUAAUCAACGAAUUAAUGGAGAACUGUCACGAGCGAAAAUGGCCUGCGGGAUUAAAUUCCUUAGAAACUCGACAAAAUUCAAGACGUCAAUAUGAAUCUUAUGUUUGCAAAAGAGUACCGGGCAAACAAGCCGUUAUUGUUUUACAUUGUGACAACACACACAUGCCUGAAGACAUGACUGUCGAGCCAGGAUUGGUCAUGAUAUUUGCUCAUGGUAUCGAGUAAAUUUGAAUAACACAUGAAAUUAUAUUUUUCUAUUAAACAAAGAGAGAAGCACUGACUUUUUGCAUUGUGUACCAUAAAUGCCUCAGCAUUAUUUGUGGUCGCUAGCCUAAAAAAAGCAUUCUACUUGGAUUAUAAUCAUUGUGUCUUUUAAUGUUAUAUUCUUUUUUAGAAUUUUUUCAAUUAGUUUUUAAAGUGGUUAUGCAGAACAUUUUUUCUGUUAAUAUUAAUUUUAGUAUUAUAUAAGAAUUGUGAUAAUUAUUUUAUAAAACAAAAAAAAAAAGAACAAGUGAUCCAUUAUCGUGAUGCAUAAAAUCCAAAAACAAAACACAAGGUUAUGUAUUUAAUCAUGUAUAUUAAAAA
Ceratosolen solmsi marchali is the source of this 1454-nucleotide messenger RNA. RefSeq names its product E3 ubiquitin-protein ligase NRDP1 elgi (gene elgi). NCBI's taxonomy places the organism in Eukaryota, Metazoa, Arthropoda, Insecta, Hymenoptera, Agaonidae. Gene Ontology annotation, biological process: regulation of canonical NF-kappaB signal transduction; protein ubiquitination. The record is from RefSeq and is a predicted model, not a curated record. The transcript has 3 exons. Gene Ontology annotation, molecular function: metal ion binding; ubiquitin protein ligase activity. Gene Ontology annotation, cellular component: plasma membrane signaling receptor complex. Bases 147 to 1094 code for a protein of 315 amino acids.